Molecule: messenger RNA, 4665 nt
Organism: Oncorhynchus gorbuscha (pink salmon)
Lineage: Eukaryota; Metazoa; Chordata; Actinopteri; Salmoniformes; Salmonidae
Gene: col28a2a
Product: collagen, type XXVIII, alpha 2a
Exons: 36
Coding region: 168-4001 (1277 amino acids)
Molecular function (GO): serine-type endopeptidase inhibitor activity
Source: RefSeq, a predicted model, not a curated record
UCUCAGGAUGUCUAUCACUGCUGCUACACACUCAGGAAGCAAACUGGAACCUUCCAUCACUGCUGUUCUUCUCUAACUACCUGCACAAGACCAGCAUUUUGGACAUUGCACAAGCGUACCUCACCCGGAUCUGCAGCAGGCAAAAAAAGGCUUUGGAUUGAGGGACAAUGUUGUUCCCUGCUGUGACCUGGUUCCUGCUGGUAGCAGGGCUGUUGAGUGUCUGGGCUCAGGACUACUAUGAAGAGAGAACAGUGAACAAGAGACCCAGGGGCAGGGGGGCCCAACUGCAAGCUCCAGCCAUUGCAACUAACGUGCAAAAACAUAAUGGACAAGCCAUUUUAGAUGAGGACUGCGGUCUGGAGCUUACCUUUCUGCUGGACAGCUCUGAGAGUGCCAAGGAGAACCAUGAGCAGGAGAAGCGCUUUGCCAUGGAUGUGGUGGACAGGCUCCAGGCCGCCCGCCUGCAGACCGGGCGCAGUCUGAGCUGGAAGGCGGCCCUGCUGCAGUACAGCAGUCACGUCAUCAUCGAGCAGACCUUCAAGCAGUGGAAGGGCACCGACAACUUCAAGUCCCACAUCACCCCCAUUGUCUACAUCGGCCACGGCACCUACACCACCUACGCCAUCACCAACAUGACCAAGAUGUACCUGGAGGAGUCCAGCCCAGGCAACAUCAAGGUGGCCAUGCUGCUCACUGACGGCAUCUCCCACCCCAGGAACCCAGACAUCUUCUCAGCUGCCGCUGACGCCAAGAACCAGGGGGUGAAGUUCUUCACGGUGGGCAUCACCCGUGCAGCCAACGAGUCAGCCAACGUGGCCCAGCUGAGUUUGUUGGCCAGUUCUCCUGCCUCCCGAUACCUCCACAACCUGCAGGAUAUUGACAUUGUGGAGAAAGUCCUCAAAGAAAUUACUGACCUGGCUGAUGAAGGGUGUCCCCCGGCCCAACAAUGUGCCUGUGAGAAGGGCGAAAGAGGACUCAGUGGCUUAGCCGGGAAGAAGGGUCGCCCUGGAGAUGAUGGAGCCCCUGGUCUCAAAGGAUUGAAGGGAGAAGGAGGACUAAGUGGACUUCCAGGUCGGGAUGGCGGAGAAGGAAAAUCUGGUUACAAAGGAGAGAGGGGUGAGAGAGGCGAGUGUGGCACUCCAGGAAUUAAAGGGGACAGGGGUCCUGAGGGCCCAAUGGGCACCAGAGGAGUCAGAGGUCUCCAGGGUUUACCCGGUCCACAGGGUGACGUUGGACCUGAGGGCCCUCAGGGUAAUAAGGGUGAUCGGGGUCAAGCUGGCCCGGCCGGAAUUCAGGGAGAAAAUGGUAUUGGACUUCCUGGACCAAAGGGUGAUCUGGGAUUCCAGGGAAAACCCGGCCCCCCUGGUCCGACAGGGUUGAGUGAAUAUGGCCAGCCAGGGCCUCAAGGGCCACAAGGUUUUCAAGGGGAGAAAGGACCCCACGGAGAGGGGCUCCCUGGGCCAAAGGGAGACCGGGGGCUGGCCGGACCGAGGGGGCCAAGAGGACAGACGGGUGCAGGAAUCAAAGGAGAAAAGGGUGAGUUCGGGCCUCCAGGUCAUCCAGGACUUGUUGGACUUACAGGAGCAGGCAUCCAGGGGGAGAAGGGAGUGGAGGGUCCCAGAGGUCCACCUGGAGGCAGAGGACCUCAAGGAGAGGGCUUACCUGGACCUAAGGGUGAUCAGGGUUUCCCCGGAGAGCUCGGAGCUACAGGGGAGAGAGGUGUUGGUGUGCCAGGGCCAAAGGGUGAGCUUGGUACAUCUGGCCUGGCUGGCUUACCUGGUCUUCCAGGCGAGGACGGGGCUCCAGGACAGAAGGGUGAGGCGGGUGUAGCUGGUAUAAGAGGUCCUGAUGGAGCAGCAGGGAUCGGCACCCAGGGCGAGAAGGGAGACCAGGGUCAGAGGGGCAUCCGUGGAUUACAUGGACCUCCUGGCAUGACCGGACCCUCAGGGGCAAAGGGGGAGCCUGGCACACCAGGCCGACUGGGCAUGCCAGGACUACCGGGACGGGCCAUUGCAGGUCCCAAGGGUGAUCUAGGCCCACCUGGUCCCUCUGGGCCGACUGGAGAGACAGGCUAUGGGCUACCUGGGCCAAAGGGUGACCGUGGUCAUCCUGGUCCAUCAGGACCUUUUGGAUCCAAAGGUGAAGGUUUCCCUGGUCCAGUGGGUCCUCCAGGCCUUCCAGGUCUACAGGGAGAGCAGGGACCUGAGGGCAUUGGCAUCCCAGGACCUAAGGGAGACAUUGGCUUCAGAGGAUUGCCAGGUUUGCCAGGCCCAAAAGGAAAGGGUGUGCAAGGACCACCGGGUAACAUUGGAAGGAAAGGACCCCCUGGUCCAAAUGGGCCACCAGGGGAAGGUCUGCAGGGCCCCAAGGGUGAGCAGGGGUCUCAGGGUGUGACAGGGCCAAGGGGACCCAUAGGGGAAGGAUUCCCAGGAGGUAAGGGUGACCGUGGCUUGCAGGGUGAGAGAGGAAAUAAGGGUGUAAAGGGGGGCAUGGGAGAUUCUGGGGUUCCUGGAGAGUCUGGGAGGCCAGGAGUAAAGGGUGAAGUGGGGCUUACAAGAGAAGACAUCAUUAAAUUGAUCAAGGAAAUAUGUGGAUGUGGAAUCAAGUGCAAGGAGAGGCCAAUGGAGCUUGUAUUCGUCAUUGACAGCUCAGAGAGCGUUGGUCCGGAAAACUUUGAAAUCAUCAAGGACUUCGUCACAGCUCUGGUGGACCGUACCACUGUUGGACGUAACGCCACCAGAAUUGGAUUAGUCCUGUACAGUCUGGAUGUCCACCUGGAGUUCAAUCUGGCGCGCUACAUGACCAAACAAGAUGUCAAGCAGGCCAUCAGGAAGAUGUCCUACGUGGGUGAGGGAACCUAUACUAGCACCGCCAUCCGGAAGGCUACCCAGGAGGCCUUCUACAGUGCCCGUACUGGGGUUAGGAAAGUGGCCAUUGUUAUCACAGAUGGACAGACAGACAAACGAGAGCCUGUGAAGCUGGACAUUGCUGUGAGGGAGGCCCAUGCUGCCAACAUUGAGAUGUAUGCACUGGGGAUUGUCAACACCUCAGAUACAACCCAGGCCGAGUUCCUGCGUGAACUAAAUCUGAUCGCCUCUGACCCUGACAGUGAACAUAUGUACCUCAUCGACGAUUUCAACACUCUACCAGCUCUGGAGUCAAAGCUUGUUAGCCAGUUCUGUGAGGAUGAGAAUGGAGCCCUUGUGUUGAAUCGCAACACUAAUGGCUUUGGAAGAAAUGGGAACAACGGCUAUGGGAAUAACGGACAGGGGAAUAACGGACAGGGGAAUAACGGACAUGAGAAUAGCGGACAUGGGAAUAACGGACAGGGGAACAACGGACAUGGGAAUAACGGACAUGGGAACAACGGACAGGGGAAUAGCGGACAUGGGAACAACGGACAGGGGAAUAACGGACAGGGGAAUAACGAACAUGGAAACACCUAUAAUGAGGAUCCUAUCCUAAAUCCAAGUGGACGCACCAGUUCCCAGAGUCACAUCAGAGGCCGUGGAGAUAACUUUGUUCUGCCCCUCAAUGCUGGACCACUCCCAGUGCAGGUGGAUGAUGAAGAGGGUGAAGAUUUAGACGUCAGGACCUACGUGCGAGGAGGUAGUACUGUGGCUGUAGCUAACGAAACAGUAUCCAUCUUCCCUGCAAAGGAAAGCUCCCACUCCAACACAGCUGUCUCAUCAUCAGGAUCAGCAUCAGCAUCAUCAGGAACAACAGGUUCAGCUUCAUCAUCCAGCGAGGGCCAAUUUCAGCCUGUAUCAAUUCCUAUCCCUAAUUCUAUUUCCCCCCAAGAGUCCGUCUCGCUCAAUCCCCGCUGUAACCUGAGUUUGGACCAAGGCACCUGUCGAGAGUACAACAUCCAGUGGUAUUACGACAAACAGGCCAAUUCCUGUGCCCAGUUCUGGUAUGGAAGCUGUGAAGGAAAUGCCAACCGCUUUGAGACAGAGGAUGUGUGUAAGAAGACCUGUGUUCUAUCUAGAACAGCUGGUUAAAACAGGCAGAUGAUCAAUCAACUCAUCAGAACAAUCUGCCAUGGAACCAACUAAGCAAAAUGCAGAGGAUGUUUCAUAAUAGUGUACUACUGAUAUUUAAAAAUGGUAUAUUUACAACAGGCAUUUUAUCAUUGGAAAUAGCGUUAUUUUUGCAGCUCUCUGUCUCUCUCUCUCUCUUGAGGUGUAGAGAAUAAGGGAAGGACAUGCCACUUCUAGAUUUCAUGAAGUUGCCUUUAUUUUCAGACGUAUGGUUAUCUGUGGACUUUAUUUACAGAAGUCUGAAUUUGUGAAGAAAAUAUAACGUUGCUAUGGUAACUGUUUUAUUACAUUUGAAAAGUGAUCCUAUACCUUACUCUUAUUAUAUUGAUGUUGGAUUAAUUAAUCCAUUCAAUACCUCAAUGUUACUCAACCGUAAGCUGUACUGAACAAAGGGGAUAGGUUCAAGCCCAGCGUUUGUCAUUUCAGGUUUACCUGAGAAAAACAUCACACAAUACAAUUCUCAUACCUCUUAGCCAUAAGCACAUUGUGCUGCCAUUAUGCUGUCCCACAAUAUUGUUUUAUAAUAUAGGGAUAGUCUUCUAGAAUACAUUCAUUUUUUUUAGUAUACGUCUGAAUUCAGUAAUUGUAUUUUAAAGCAAACGAAAUUAAAUAGGUGCUGUAAUUA